AUCCUUUCCACACACUCCUUGCUCACAUUACAACUAUGGCUGUCAGCGACAUAAGUCAUCUCAACCAAAAAGGAAACAACAACUCAGAGUAAAGAGAGAAAAAAGCCGCCCACAGUUACACUAUAGGCUGAAAGUUAUCUAGUGUAGUAAUCAUUUGAGAGUACCAUGUGGGACAUUGGAGGCUUGGAUGCAUGUCAGCAGCUUUGAAGAGUCUCUUCUGAAGAUCGUCCUCUGACCCUGCUGGACUGAACUGCUUAACACUUGAAACAUCUCUGGAAUGUGUCUGAAACUUUCCACCCACACUACAGCUUCGUUUUAAACACCUCCUAACAGAAACAACAGGUGAAUUCUAACCAUCACAGUGAAAGAAAACUAAAGACACAAUGAACGCCACGAACACCCCAAACUUUACCCUGUGUGUUGACAUUGCCGACAGCGCCAUCAGUGACUUUUUGAUGUCCAUUUACAUUAUUGUUUUUAUAUUUGGUUUGAUCUUCCAUGUGCUGACCCUGGGCCCCAUUUGCCAACAAGUGCGGCGGCAAAACGUUCUGGGGAUCUUCCUGCUCAACCUGUCGCUCUCUGACAUUCUCUUCAUCCUUACUAUGCCCCUUUGGAUCAACUAUUACAAACGGGACCACCAUUGGGAGCUCGGUGCUGCUUCCUGCAGUGUAGCUGGCUUCAUCUACUACUCCAACAUGUACAUCAGCCUCUACCUGCUCUGCAGCAUCUCCAUAGACCGCUGCCUGGUGGUCACCUUCCCACUCCGCUCCAAGUCCCAGCGUACGUCCCGCUACGCCUGGGCACAGUGUGCAGCUGUGUACGCUGUGGUGAUAACUCUGCACAUCAUGGUACUGAUCAAUGACAAUCUCACUGACGCCCACGAUGAGGUCAACGACAAUGACCGUUGCUAUGAAACGUACCCCAUUACCCCCCCUGUCGCCUUGUUCAACUUGGUCAGAGUAGGCAUCGGCUUCCUGCUGCCCCUGCUGGUGUUGGCCGUGAGCUACUGGAGGGUGCUGGCCACCGUGGGCCAGAGUCCCGGCCUGAGCGCCCAGGCUAAAAGGAAGGUCCGCAUGCUGUCCUUUGGGGUGAUUGGCAUCUUCUCCAUCUGCUUUGCUCCAUAUCACAUUCUCCUGCUCAUCCGCUCACUUGUCUUCUACAGCAGUGAUAGCAUAGAAGCUGAAGGAAGUUACUGCCAGUUUGAACAAAAAAUGCACUUUUAUUUCUCAUGUACACUGGCAAUGUCCAGUCUGAACUGCGUGGUGGACCCUGUGCUGUAUGUGUUGGUAAGUAACGGAGUCCAGGAAGAUUUGAAACUGUGCUGGAGGAGGCAUAGAAGGACACAGACAGGCACAGACCCAGCUUUAACUGCAUACAACAGAGGGACGUCUAAUAAUAACCACCUAAUAUGAAAGUAAGCUGUAAGAUGGUGUGUGUGAGUUUGGGUGUGCGUGCGUGUGUGUGUGCGUGUGUGCGCAUACAACUACAUGCUCUUGCAUAAGCUUUUUAAAGUCAUGGCUUUAUUUUCAGAGGUGUCGAGAAUAGCAUGAAUAAUACAUUCAAGAAUCAACCCUUCUUCAGACAAUCAGUUAUUGUUAUUUUCUACCUCAUAUCCUGCACGAUGUAGAGCGGGAGGGGUGAGGGGGGGGUUGAAUUAUAUGCAUCUCCGUGCUCUGUAAUUAGAUUGCAUUCCCAGGUUCUGCUCUCUCAAGAGGUCUUCAGACACUUCUGGUUCCUGGCUGGACACUGCAGGAGUUGAAGAGCACUUGCGUUUUCCUACCAAUCUAUACAAGGAUAUUGUGAUUGUGAUUGUGUGACCCAAAGUGCAACUCUAAAGCAUGCAAAAACAUCAUUUUAUUAGCAUGACCAUAUACCUUGUCUAAAUGUCGGCAAAUGCCAUGUUGAAUGUAAAUCCAAAUAAAAAAGUGGUUUGAACAGAU
Messenger RNA from Trematomus bernacchii (emerald rockcod), 1940 nucleotides. RefSeq names its product G protein-coupled receptor 184 (gene gpr184). Gene Ontology annotation, biological process: negative regulation of G2/M transition of mitotic cell cycle; G protein-coupled receptor signaling pathway; G1/S transition of mitotic cell cycle. The transcript has 2 exons. The coding region runs from base 384 to 1412 and encodes 342 amino acids. The record is from RefSeq and is a predicted model, not a curated record. Gene Ontology annotation, cellular component: membrane. NCBI's taxonomy places the organism in Eukaryota, Metazoa, Chordata, Actinopteri, Perciformes, Nototheniidae. Gene Ontology annotation, molecular function: G protein-coupled receptor activity.